Molecule: messenger RNA, 888 nt
Organism: Mus pahari (shrew mouse)
Lineage: Eukaryota; Metazoa; Chordata; Mammalia; Rodentia; Muridae
Product: olfactory receptor 4P4-like
Exons: 1
Coding region: 1-888 (295 amino acids)
Biological process (GO): G protein-coupled receptor signaling pathway
Cellular component (GO): membrane
Molecular function (GO): olfactory receptor activity; G protein-coupled receptor activity
Source: RefSeq, a predicted model, not a curated record
AUGGAAUGCCAGAGGAACAUAUCCGAAUUUCUUCUCAUCGGGCUAUCUUCCAAGCAGAACAUUGAAGUAUUUUGCUUCAUGUUCUUCUUAUUCUGCUACUUUACUAUCUUGUCUUGGAAUUUGCUGAUUCUUUUCUCAAUUAGAUGCAGUUCUUUGUUCAACAAACCUAUGUACUAUUUCCUCAGUCAUUUAGCAUCUAUGGACAUUUGCUAUACCUCCUGUGUGACACCCAAAUUGAUUGGGGAUCUGCUUGCCGGAAAAAAAAUUAUCUCUUAUACAAACUGCAUGCUACAGGUCUUUGUCAUGCACUUCUUUGGAAUGAUUGAAAUCUUAAUCCUGACAGUCAUGGCCUUUGACCGCUGUGUGGCCGUUUGCAAGCCUCUCCACUACAUGGUCAUCAUGAGCAGAAACAGGUGCCAUAUCUUUAUCUGGGCUUCCUGGGUUGGUGGGGUUGCACACUCCUUUCCCCAGAUUAUGAUGCUAGUCUGUUUGCCCUUCUGUGGCCCCAAUGAAUUAGACCACUACUACUGUGACAUUUUCCCUUUGCUGAAAGUUGCUUGCACUGACACCUACAUCACUGGUGUCCUCAUGGUUGCCAAUUCAGGAAUGAUUGCCUUUGUCAUCUUUGUUUUCUUGUUUGGUUCAUAUGUAGUUAUACUGUUCACAUUAAGGAAUUACUCAGCAGAGGGGAGACGCAAAGCUCUUUCAACCUGUGGGUCCCAUAUCUCUGUGGUUAUUUUAUUCUUUGGACCUACCAUCUUUGCCUACCUUAGACCUCCUACCACUUUCCCUGAAGACAAAAUAUUUGCAUUGUUUUACACUAUCAUUGCUCCUAUGUUCAACCCCCUCAUAUAUACUCUAAGAAAUAAAGAGAUAAGACUGCCAUAA